AUGCAAUAAUAUUCCAAUAAUUUCAAUAAAUAACAAUAAAAUUAAUUUAAUCCUAACAAUUUCAUUGAUUAAUUUUAAUCUAACAUGAGUACAGUUAAGAACAUAGGCACAAUAAUCGGAGGUGGUGAUAAAAUAAAUAAUUUAAUAGAUAAAACAUUACAAAGGGACUGGCUAGGAGAAAAAAUAUUUAACGAAAAUGUUCGAGCAUAUUUUGAUGUUGAUAACAUAUAUGUAUUAAAAAAGCUUAAAAUAAUACUUGCUCCGUUCCUCUAUAGAGGAGAAUGGAUAUCAUAAAAUGAUUAUACGGAUAAUAAUGGAAUUUCAUAAUCGAAUUCUCCUAAGGAAAAUAUACAUGCACCUGAUUUAUAUAUACCUUUGAUGGGAUUAAUUACUUUUGUUUUAGUUUCUUGCUUAUCAGCGGGCAUUGGUGAGAAUUUUAAACCCGAAAUUAUUCAAAUAAAUACUUCCUUUUGUUUAUUGAUCACUUUCUUAGAAAUUUUCUUAUUUAAAUUUCUGUUUUAUCUUGUUAAUAUUACUAAUGUAACUAUACUUAAUAUGAUGAGCCAUUUAUCAUAUAGAUAUAUUUCUUUAACAUUAGUUAUGAUCUCUAAUAUUAUAAUAGGAGGAUGGAUUACAGCUUUUUUGAUGAUUUAUUUACUUGGAUCUUCAAUUUUUUUUGUUUUUAAAACAUUAAGAAGAUAUAUGAAUACUUUAUCUGAUAAUUUUGGUAUUAUAUAUAUAUAUAAAUAUAUAUGUUUAUUUUUAAAGGAUAAAUGA
Messenger RNA from Ichthyophthirius multifiliis, 777 nucleotides. RefSeq lists its product as hypothetical. The transcript has 2 exons. The record is from RefSeq and is a predicted model, not a curated record. Lineage: Eukaryota; Ciliophora; Oligohymenophorea; Hymenostomatida. Gene Ontology annotation, biological process: endoplasmic reticulum to Golgi vesicle-mediated transport. Gene Ontology annotation, cellular component: COPII-coated ER to Golgi transport vesicle; Golgi membrane; endoplasmic reticulum membrane.